Durusdinium trenchii is the source of this 737-nucleotide messenger RNA. The record is from the annotation of a GenBank genome assembly. NCBI's taxonomy places the organism in Eukaryota, Dinophyceae, Suessiales, Symbiodiniaceae.
GACAGCAGCCCACCAGCAGCAGUGCGGCUGAGCCAGGUGGAAGCGCAGGCGUGGUCUGGCGGUUUCGGAGCAGUGGCGCCUCCACCGAUGCCAGUGCUCCAAGAGCCCAGUGGGCCGCAGCAGUCAGUCCUUAGACAUCACACGAGCGCCUCGAGCCCAGUGAAGCCUGGGCCUAUUGUCUCAGGCGAGCUGAGGCCGCAGGUCAUAGACCAGCGGGAACCAGAAGUUGCACUGUCUCCAUGCAGCGAACACCGUGUGGACGACUCGCACCCACGCCACGGUGGCGCAGAGCCUGGGCAUGUGGAGGCUUCUGAGAACUCUGAGUCCAGCCAGGUGGUCUUGGAAUUGCAGCAGCUAAGAGAGCAGGUGAAGCUUAUCAAUGAGGCUUUGAGUCCCGAGGCUUUGCAAAAGCAGGUGCUGUCAGUGCUUCCGAGCUUGACACCACUGCAGGCAGUGCCACUAGAGCCUGUCCAAGAGGCUGAGGAGGUGAGCCUUGACUCGCGGAGGCAGUGCCACCAGAGCCUGUCCAAGAGGCUGAGGAGGCAGCAGUGCCUGACUCACCUCCAGCAAUCGAGGCAGGCUGGGCUUGCAGGCUAGAUGGACAGGGUUCCAGCCUAUUUGAGGAGUUGUUUGAUGGGUCUUGACUACUCUAAAGCUCGCGGAGGCAGUGCCACCAGAGCCUGUCCAAGAGGCUGAGGAGGCAGCAGUGCCUGACUCACCUCCAGCAAUCGAGGCAG